This is a messenger RNA of Rosa rugosa (rugosa rose), 3470 nucleotides long. RefSeq names its product pentatricopeptide repeat-containing protein At2g20540-like. The record is from RefSeq and is a predicted model, not a curated record. Gene Ontology annotation, molecular function: RNA binding; protein binding. Gene Ontology annotation, biological process: RNA modification. The coding region runs from base 464 to 2182 and encodes 572 amino acids. The transcript is spliced from 5 exons. Lineage: Eukaryota; Viridiplantae; Streptophyta; Magnoliopsida; Rosales; Rosaceae.
AAUAUAUCUCUUAAUAGGGAGAGGAUCCUCUCCUGAGCACAUCAAGUACCCAAAACUUGCAGUUUAGACCGUCGCACAAUUUUCAACUGCAACAAGUUCACCGUCGGCGCCUUGGUUGAUUUUGGUUUGGGCGAUUUCCAGUGAGUGAGGGGAUUGAGUUGUUUGGAGCCAGCCAGAGUAGCUAGCGGAUUUUGGAGUGGCUAAGGUACGUGGUUGAUGCAACUGGAAAUUCAUGUCGGUUACAUUGCUCCAGUCCAGAUGGCUUACAGCAGCCCAGUUUGAAGAUUUCCUCCAGUUGUCCGGUGCAGUCCACUGCAUUUUUCUUAACUGUUUCUUCCGGUUUGAUAACCGCAACCCAUUUUCCAGUCCAGUUCGGUUUCUGCCUCUCACGCAGGAGCUGGUAUGAAAUUGCCCUAUCAUUUAAUGAAAUUUCAACGCAACCAAAUAGUAAGUGGGCUUCCGGAUGUCUUCACCGGGUCAUAAUAGCCCCAAGUCUUUCCCUCCCUCCCUCGCCAACCAGUUCAAUUUCAUGUCAUGCUGGAAUUCCCUACUCUUCAUUUGUUUGCUUCAGACAACUCUUCUCCAAAUGAGCAGACUCGUUUUCAAAUCAAACCCACACCCUCCUCCCUGUCUUCUUCUUCUUCAAACAUGUUCAAGCAUGAACCAACUCAAGCAAAUCCAUGCCCACACACUCAUCACCGGCCUAGCUCGUUUCACCUACAUCACCAGCAAGCUCUUAGCCUUCUCCGCCUUAUCGGAACACGGUGAUUUACGCCACGCAGAGACUCUAUUCAAUCGAAUUCCGGCACCCAAUGUCUUUGAUUUCAAUUCCAUGAUCAUGGGUUUCUUGAAAAACUCACAUUCCAAAAAGGGUCUCUCUGUUUUUACCAAAAUGAGAAGGAUAGGCGCCGACCCAAAUGCUCGAACUUUCACAGUUUUGGUUAAAGCUUGUGUUGGGGUGCCUUUGCUUGAUCAGAUAUAUGGUCAGAUAAUGAAGUUUGGACAUGAGUGUGAUGUUUAUGUUACUAGCUCAGUUAUUAGUGUUUACUGUAAAUUGAGAGCUGUGGAAUUUGCUCGGAGAGUGUUUGAUGAAAGUUUGGAUAGGAAUGUGGUGUGUUGGACUAGUCUUGUUAGUGGGUAUUGUGGCAAUGGGUUGGUUGAUGAUGCCCGUGACCUGUUCGAUAAAAUGCCUGAGAGAAAUGAUGUGUCUUACAGUGCAAUGGUUUCGGGUUAUGUUCAGAAUGCUUGUUUCAACAAAGCUAUUGAUUUGUUUCGUGAUUUCAAGCGUCGUCGUGCGAAUGUGAGGUUGAAAGAGUCUCUUUUGGUUAGUGUUCUUAAUGCCUGUGCUUCUGUGGGUGCAUUCGAGGAAGGGAAGUGGAUUCAGAUGUAUUUGGACGACCAUGGUUUUGAGUAUGGACUUGAGCUCGGUACGGCAGGAAUAGAUUUUUAUGCAAAAUGUGGAUUCAUUAAAGAUGCUAAAGAGAUAUUUGAUAAGAUGCUGCGUAAAGAUGUAACUACUUGGAGUGCUAUGAUCAUGGGAUAUGCUACUAAUGGUGAGAAUGAUACAGGGCUUGAACUUUUUGCUGAAAUGGAAAAGAAGGGACCUAAACCAAAUGCUGUGACAUUUGUUGGAGUUCUCACUGCAUGUAAUCACAAAACUCUGGUAAAUGAAGCAUGGCGAGCAUUGGGACGUAUGAGUAAAAUUUAUAGCAUUGCUCCAGAGAUUGAACACUAUGGGUGCAUGGUUGAUCUCUUGGCCCGUGCUGGGCGAGUGAAAGAGGCAGAGAUAUUGAUAAGAAGUAUGGCAAUGGAACCAGACGGAGCUAUAUGGGGGUCUUUACUUAACGGGUGUCUGAUUCAUGGCCAUUUUGAGUUAGCCGGUAAGGUUGGGAAGCUUCUCAUUCAAUUAGAGCCUCAACAUAGUGGAAGGUAUGUUCUUUUAGCGAACAUGUAUGCCAAAAUGGAAAACUGGGAGGAUGUGUUGAGGCUAAGGAAAAUGAUGAAGGAUAGAGAGGUAGUUUCAAUUUCUGCUUGGAGUUUCAUCGAGAUUGAUGGUGUUGUGCAUAAAUUCUUAGCCAAUGAUAAGUCUCAUUCUUAUUCAAGAAGUAUAUACCAAACAUUAAGUCAACUGAGGAAGGAACUCGAAAGUUUUUCCAAUGCCAAUGAUUCUUUGCUAUUGUAAACCAAGUGGAAUCGGAAAGGUCAAUCCAAAGCAAGCAUGUCAUUGCGGAUUGCUUGUUAUUCAAUCACUAUGUCCGUGGAUUCUUCUGCUGAUGAUCCUGGCGGAAGUUAGUUAUUGCAAAGGAAACAGACAAGUGGACAUCCUGUGCUAUUGUGUGUCCUCGAGUCAUAAGCUUCUCCAAGGGACUGAGAAUUAUAUAAAGCUUCAUCAGAUUGUGGAUGAAACCGUCAAGAAGCUUCAAGCUGAAGUAUUUGGCUUACCUGUUAAUAUGCGCAGGGUUAUAUUUUGGCACUGUGAGGCUCAAAAAAUGAAUUAUCCUCCUGCACACCAACUUGCAUAGUCCUACCAGUGAAGAUAAAAGUUUCUUGUCAAAAUAUCCACCAAUUUUAUAUGAUUUUCCAAUAUCCAUGAUUUCAUGAAAAGCCAAUUGUAUAGGUGAGUCAUGUGUUCUCAUAUUUAAUUCAAAUGGUUUCUCUGAUGUCUGCAAAAAUGGCUAGCAGAAGUUGCUGCCUAAUGGCACCAUGAAUUGGUGGGUAGGUGAGUGGGCGAGUACUGGUUCUGAGACAAACCGUAAACCAGCUCCACAGACUGAGGUGAUUCGGAUUGAGACAUUCCAUCAUGCAAAUAGGGAAAAAACAGAAGCCUGUGUACUCAAACUAGUAUUGUGGCUUCAUUAUUUGGUCUCUCAAAGUAAGCCUGCAUCCACUAGUGUGGGUAUGCGGUCACCUGUUAAGUCCAUAGCUACCAAAACCCUCCCAAAGACAAAUGAGCAGCUCAAGGACAUUCCCCCCUCAACCAUGCUAACAACUGACGACCAGGAGAUGCUGCAGGAUGUCAGUAAGAGAAGACGGGUUCCCGGAAUUAGUAAAAGUCAGGACUAUGACAACGCAAACUCUAGUUUGGGAAACCGGAGCAGAUUGAACAAGAGUAACAGCUAUACAUCUGGGGAAGAAACCAAGAAAUUGUUACCUUUCAGUAGGCUCUCUUCUGGGGUUCCUGUCAUUGAUUUUGGUAUAGAUAAGGAAAAAGCCUUGGAUGUUAUAGAUAGAGUGGACACACAGAGAGAUCAUCAUCAUCCAAGGGAGUAAAGUAUCUAGGGAUGCUUUGACAUUGACUGGUGUGAUGUAUGAGUGUAAUUACUACUCCCACGAGAAAUUUACUGUGCAUAUUUUCACUAUGGGUAGAGCCACUUUUAGUUGCAACUGUCCUGAACGGGUAUAUUCAGAGGGGGUAAGUUUGCGGACAGUACAACUCAUUUGUUUAUUGCAAGUUUUUGUGUUUUGGUUUA